AUGAAGCUGUUUGUUCAAAGUCUGGUGACUGCUGUGUGCUGUUUGCUGUCCUUAUGUUCCAACCUGGAUCCUGCUGGGAAAAACGUCUGUCAUAAUCCUAGGGACCCCUCCACUGUGGUCUGUUGCACUGGGUGGCAACGAGAAGGAGAAGAGUGCACAAAACCGGUGUGCGAGGGCGAGCAGGCCUGUCUGAAGGAGGAACUCUGCGUGUAUCCUGGAGUAUGUCUCUGUCCACCUGGUUUCUAUGGAGCUCACUGUAAAACACGUUGUCCUGGAGAGUUCUGGGCGUCAGACUGUCGACAGGUGUGUCCUUGUUUUCCAAAUGGUCGAUGCCACCCUGUGACCGGGGAGUGCACCUGCAACAUAAACCGCUGGGGGCCUCUGUGCCAGUACAGCUGCAAAUGUGCCCGGCACGGUCACUGUGACACAGCCCACGGCAACUGCAGCUGUGGCGAAGGCUGGUGGUCCCCCACAUGUGCCAAACCGUGCCAGUGUGUGAGCGGGGGCUCUGUGCGGCCCAGCUGCGAGCAGGCCAGCGGGCGCUGCCAGUGCCACCGGGGCUUCUGGGGCCUGAAGUGUGCUCUGACGUGUAACUGCUACAUGUCUCCCUGCAGCCAGCGCACUGGUGUGUGUGAGUGUGAGGAGGGCUGGUGGGGGCCCAGCUGUGACCGCCGCUGUAACUGUGACAUCACUCACAGCAGAUGUGAUCCUUCCAGUGGCCUCUGUCUGUGCCAGCCUGGGUACAAGGGCGAACACUGCAACCUGCGCUGUGACGCGGGCACCUAUGGCAGCGGCUGCACUAAGAGUUGUGGCCAUUGUAAAGACGGUGAACACUGCUCCACGACUGAUGGCGCCUGUGUGGCCUGUGCACCGGGGUGGAAUGGCACUCGCUGUGACAGCCCAUGCCACUCAGGUUUCUAUGGUGAUGGCUGUAAGCUGACAUGUCCACGCUGCAGGAGGAACGAGCCCUGUGACCCACAAACAGGCUUCUGUUGGAGGUGUGACAGCGGCUGGACCGGGCCCAGGUGUGAAAAACCAUGCUCCAGUGGAACAUAUGGUGACGCUUGUGCCUUUCAGUGUGAUCCCUGUCAAAAUGGGAGCUGUCAUCAAGUCACCGGGAAAUGCAUUUGUGAUCCGGGGUUUCAAGGAGAUAAUUGUAACAUCAGCUGUGCUUCUUUUUAUUUUGGGCUAAACUGCUCCUCUCCUUGUGACUGUGGGGAGGGGAUUGACUGCCACCCUGUCACUGGUGCCUGCCCCAAAAGUUUGCAAGGUGCUGUGAUCGCAGCUGUGCUGGUGCCUCUCUGCUUAUUGCUCCUGUUUGUGGUCCUCUGCUGUGUGUGUUGUGGGGAGGCUCCAAUAGACAGCAAAGACAGGACUCUUGUGGCUGAGGGCGGACUGUCUGUGCGUCUUAAGUAUCAUGUCUACAGUGUUUUAGCCAACAUAGGAGCUACUCUGCCUUGUGUCUCUGAUUGGUCCUCUGGUCUUCCCCGAGUUACUGUGUCACAUCAUGACCCAGAGCUGACGUUUAACCACAGCUUCAUCGAGCCGCCCUCUUGUGGCUGGGCAGCAGAAGGCUCGUCCUUUGAGAGUGAUGAGGAGGAGGCAGAGGCCCUGUACUGUGUCCCCCCAAGAGAAGACAUUCCAGCAGUGGCAAGCAAUGAGUUUCAAGAGAUGAGCUCCAAAUGCAACAUGUUCUUGGACCCUUCUGGCUUCAGCAGCGAAGACAUCAAUUCACCAUUUAACAUCCCGCGGACGUCGAGCCUCGCCAAGGCCAAGCGGCCGUCCGUGUCCUUUGCUGAGGGCACACGCUUCAGCCCCAAAGAGAGACGUGGAUCUGGUCAAGAGGCCGUCACACCAGGACUAACACGCACUAAAGCCAAGAACAGCUGGGGGGUGUUGAUGGUCUCAGCCUUACAAGGGCAAGCAUCAAAAACUGGGGACGAGAGCAGAGCUGAGGCCAGUAGCUUGGAGGUAAUGGUUCGUGAUCAAGAAUUAGGAAUGGAGGGUCAGAAUGAAGAUCAGGACAUAACCCAAACCUCUACAUCUAGUAGCACUGUGCAUGAAAAUAGAGGAAGAAAAGGCAAGGCCAAGACCACAUUUAACACCAGUGCUCAUAAACGGUGUCACGCCUCUGCGUCUGACAGUCACAUGACUGCCUCCAGUAAAGUGACCACAGUGUAUGUGACAGUAGGUAAAGCAGGGCGGCCUGUGUCAAAGGCUGAAACCAGCUCUGAGGGUCCAGUCCAGUCUAUGUUGAGAAGACUAGGAAGUCUGCAGCGACACAAAGACCAGGGUGUAGACAUGGGCAAGUCUAAAGGAGCAGAGGGCAUCACCAAACCCCCUCGGAGGAAGCUGGGUGCUCGAGUGAAUCUGUGGGAGCAGGGGGAGAGUCCCACUGUGGACUCCAGCAUCUGUAAACCAGUCAGAAGGAAACAUAUUCAAAACAACCCUUUAGAAACAGAAACAGGAAGUCAGACCACAUCAGCAGAGAGUGCAAAGAGACCCCUGUCGUUCAUUUUAAACAGUGUGCCAGAAGUUGCCCCAGUGCAGGAGGUGGCGAGGGCCGAGGAAGAGUCAAAUCAGGACAGAAGUGAAAGCAACUAUCUGACUGUGGGACCUGCAGGCACCACACACAGUCAGCUGAUGAUAAAUGACAGGGCAAAGCCUAAAGACUGUGAAGAACCCUGCUAUGAAAAUGUUAUGGUAAAACAUUUAUGA
This is a messenger RNA of Knipowitschia caucasica, 2718 nucleotides long. The record is from the annotation of a GenBank genome assembly. Lineage: Eukaryota; Metazoa; Chordata; Actinopteri; Gobiiformes; Gobiidae.